CUGAGAUACACGGACAAUAUGAAGACCCGUUUUGCUUUAUUGAUGUUUGUCGGUUUCGUUGCCGCCACUACUGUAAAUCAACCACAAUUUCAACAUAACAAGGAAUAUACAUACAAUUUCUAUGGUAGAACAUUAACUGCUUUACCAGACUUAAGAAAUCAGUAUGUUGGCGUGGUGAAUAAAGGAAAACUUGUAUUGCAAGCCCAAAGUGAUAAUCAAAUUAAUGGAAAAUUAUUGAAUACUCAAAUCGCUCAUUUCCAUGAUGAUUUGGAGGACUUCAAUUCUCAAAUUCCAGAAGAUGUCUUGCAAUUUGAAGAGACUGAUAUGAAAGAUUUCACUUUCACAUUGAAAUUGAAUGGUGGUGUUGUUGAAUCACUUAUUGUUGAUAAAUCAAUGACAAAUGAUCAAGUUAAUCAAUUGAAAGCCAUCUUAGCUCAACUUCAAGUUGAUACACAGGGCACCAAUUUAAUAAAAUCACGUCACAAUCAAUUACCUCAAGAUAAACAUAAUCCAACUGCUCUUUACAAAACGAUGGAACCAACAGUUACUGGAGAAUGUGAAACAAUUUACGAUAUUUCACCACUACAAGAAGCUAUUGUUGAGCAAACUGAAGCACAAUGGGCUCCAAAAGUUCAUUUGAAUGCAGAAGGAGAAUUUUUCCAAAUUGUUAAAACCUUAAAUUAUAGCCGUUGCGAACAACGUAAAGGAUAUCAUUUUGGAAUUACAGGAGCUUCAGAUUUAAAACCAGGAACUAAUCAAAUGGGAGACUUCCUAUCCAAAGCAUCAACAACAAGAAUCAUCGCUAGUGGUAAUGUCAAUCAAUAUACUAUUCAACAAUCAACCACUACCAACCGUGUAGCUGUUCGUCCAUCAAUGUACCAAAACCAACAAGCUCAAGUUAUUGGCCAAAUUCAAUUAACUUUGAACAAAGUUAAAGAAAUUACAAAUCAAUUAGAAACACCACAUAAUGGAGUAAAUGCUGGAAAUCUUGUCUACAGAUACAAUAUUCCAUCCGACAAAGACAAUCAAAUACGUGAAGGACAACAUAACUAUAAACCAAGACAACAUGGUGAUUCCAGCAGUUCCAGCUCAAGCUCAAGUGAUUCUAGCUCUAGCUCUAGCUCAAGCUCAAGCUCAAGCUCCAGCUCCAGUGAAUCUAACGAAAAUCAACAAAACAAACAUCACCAAAAAAACACCAUACAUCGUUCGAGCUCUGAAAAUAAUGGUCAUCGUUCUCCAAGAAGUAUUAAUGAGGGCAAUUGGCAAAACAAACAAAAUAGAGACAAACACGGUCAAUCAUCAUCUUCAUCUUCCUCAAGUUCAUCAUCUUCCAGUUCUUCAUCUUCAGAAGAAAAUAAUGAAAAUGGCCAGUCAAGACACCGUCAGCCUCAACCAAGUUUAACUGAAGCACCGGAAUUUCCAUUCCACCCAUACGCUAUUGGAAACCGCGGCAAAAGCAUUCAAUACUCAAGUCAAAUCAACGUUGAAACUACAGUAAAGAAAUUGUCGUCUGAAAUCGCUCAAGAUCUCCAAAAUCAAAAUGAAAUCCCUAAACAAAAUACUUUGGAGAAAUUCAAUAUCUUAACUGAUUUAAUUAGAAUUAUGAAUCAACAACAAAUCCAAAAUGUAGCUCAACAAUUGAAUAUUGGAAACAAUCAACAAGGAUCUACCCAAGAAGUAUUUGCUAGAAGAACCUUCAAGGACGCAGUUGCUCAAGCUGGAACCGGCCCAUCAGUUUCAAUCAUUACCACAUGGAUUUCAGAAGGAAAACUCAAGGGUGAACAAGCUGCAGCUUUAGUGAACACUCUUGCAAAAUCAAUUCGUACACCAACACACGAAAUUGUUCUACGUUUCUUCAAUAAACUUGUCAAAGAUCAGCAAGUUCAAAAUCAAAGAAAUGUACACUCAACUGCCGUCAUUGCUCUUACUGAUCUCAUUAGACGUGCAUUUACCGACGAUGACUCUGCAAGAAAUUAUUACCCAGUUCAAGCUUUUUCUUCAUUCAGAACUCAACUUGAAAAAACAGUGAAAACUGAAAUCGUUCCUUAUUUUGCUCAAAAUUUACAACAAGCUGUUCAAUCUAAUAACAACAAAAAUAUUUUAUUGAACAUGAGAGCUCUUGGAAAUAUUGCUCAUCCACAUGUUGUUUCUGUUUUCGAAAAAUACUUUGACAAUGACAACACCUUAAGUGCUUUCCAACGUACUGCUAUGAUUCUUGCUUUAGAUAAAAUUGCUGAAAUUCAUCCAAGACAAAUCAGAGAUAUCCUUUUCAAAGUUUACUCAAAUGUCAAUGAAGAACCAGAAACUCGUUCAGCUGCCGUAGCAUUACUCAUGCGUACAGGCCCACCAGCUGCAAUGCUUCAACGCAUGGCAGAAUUCACUAACGAAGAUCCAAGCGAAGCAGUACAAGCCACCGUUCAAUCAGCUAUAUUAUCCGCAGCAAAUCUUGAAAAUAAUGACAACUCAGAUCUUGCAGCAAAUGCUGCAUCUGCCGCCAAAUUCCUCAACCCACGUCAAUAUGGAAUUCAAUAUUCUAAAACUCAAUUAAGAGAUUACGUAGCCAAAAACGUAGAAAUGAUAUACAAAUAUCAACUUACCCAUAUUGUUGGUGAAGAACAUAUUUUACCAAGAGGUAUUUGGUAUGAUGCUUACAAAAAUUACGGUGGUUUCAAUACAAAAUCAGCUGAAGUUCAAGUAAUGUUGUCUAGUGUAGAACAAGUUUUAGAUUUAUGGCCAAACCCACAAAAUGGUAACCAAUCAAAUAGAAAACAAAGCAGCAACACAAAUUCAAAAUGGUCAACUGAACGUAUAGCUAAACAAUUAAACAUCCAUGAAGAAGACGCUCGUGAAUUUGAAGGUCAAAUUUUAAUGAACUUAAUGGGAAACAAACGUUUUGUCACCUUUGACAAAAAAUCUCUUAAAGAAUUACCACAAACCUUAUCUGAAAUAUUUGCUGGUCUUCGUAAUGGACAACAAUUGAGAAUGAACAGAUUAUACAAUCGUCGUGAAGUUGCUAUAGCUUUCCCAUUAGCAACUGGUUAUCCAUUCGUAUACACUUUCAGAAUUCCAACAUUAUUACAAGCUUUAGGAGAAGUUCAAGUAUCAACCACACCUAAUUUAGAACACAAUCCAUCAUGGCAAUCUAUCAAAGAUAUGCAAGCAGUAAAUGUCACUGCUAAAGUGCACCUCGUACACAGCACAGAACAAAGAGCUACAGUUGGUUUUAUUACACCAUCUGAACGCCAACAAUAUGUUGCAGGAUAUGUAAGAAAAACACAAACCCACGUUCCUCUUCAAUUAAAAUUAGAUGCUGAUUUUGAAAACACACGUAUCAAUGGUAAAUUACAACCUAUUGACGAUAACAAAGACGCCAAAAUAUUCCACUCAAGCGCUUGGCCAUACACUGCUCGUCGUAACAUUUUAAAUCUUCGUCCAUAUGCUGAAGAUACCCAAAAUACUAAACUUAUUACAUCUCGUACUAGUAAAUUGACUGAAAGAACUUUGGGAGAACACUCAACUGGUAUGGUAAUGCGUGCUAAAUUUGAACACCAACUCCCAGCUAAUGUUUUAGAACAAAUGAGCCGCAUGUUACGUAAACAAGGUCAGAAUGCUUUAACAAGAAUGCCAUACAGCUACCAAGCAGUCAUGCAAGGAUUAAUGAGAGAACAAUCAUGGAGCCCACUUGAAUUUAUUCCACAUGCAUUGGAACCAGCUGCUUAUGGAAGCAAUUUACCACAAACUGUUUUAUCAGCUUUGUGGAUGCCAUAUUAUCAAGAUCUCACACCAGAAGAAAUUGUUAAUUUCCAAGGAAUGUUAUGGCUUGCCACUACUCCAAUGUCAAAUGCUGCUGUACUUGAAAAGACCGCUCAAAACUCUGGAAUCCUUUACAAACAAAAUCAAUGGCCUGCCGCUACAUUAGAUCAAUUUAAUAUGAAUGUUAAAUACGAUGCCCAACGUUCUGCAAAUAAAGCUAUCAAAUUUUCAUUUGCUUUAGAUAAAGCUUACAAUGUAGACCAGGAAAAUCACCAACAUACCCAACACAUGAAACAUGCUGCUUCUGUUGAUGAAAAAUUACUUGCUUUCACUCAAAACACUUCACCAAAUAGUGAAGAACGUCGUCAAGAAAUGUUACAAAAUGCUGCUUAUGGUAUUAAAUAUGCUUCAGCUGGAGUAAUUGAUGCUUCAAUUGCUUUUACUGGAGAAAAGCGAUCAGAAUACGUUAUGACUAUCGCACAAGCUGACAGUUCUGUUGAUGAAAAAGAACGUCUCUUGAUAUUCUUGAGCUCUAAACCAGUUUCACAAUCCCAUUCACAACAAAUAGGAAUUACUUACACUGGAAGAUAUCCAAACACCCCAGCACUCAACUUUGAGGAAGCUUUGAGACAUAAUGGUCAAUCUAGCGCUAAAAUUAAUAUUGUUUUCGGUCAAAAUGGACAACAAGCCGGUCAAGUUAAUAUUAAAGCCCAAAUGGAACAAACCAAAGAACAUAAAAAUAAAGUUAAGAACAGCCAAGUUGGACAAGAAUGUUUAUCAGAAAUGAAACAAGGAUAUUACCAAAUGCCAAAUUGCAUGAACGCUACUUACCACGCCAAUCUUUUGAAUAAAAUCCAAAUUUCAGCUGAAUUUGAAAAUGCUACUCCAGUGUUAAGAAAUAUCACAAAUCGUGCAUUAAGUAUGUUGAGACAUGCUGGAAUUAAUACAAUGGAAGAAAAUAUCAACGAAAUGGGAAAACAUAAUAAAUUUGAAGCUACAAUUACCAUUUCUCCUCAUAUCAAAUCAGUCAACAUUACACUUCAAACACCAGAAAAACGUUUACAAUUCAAUAAUCUUCCAGUUGAAAAUAAACUUCGCCCACUCUUAGCUAUUCAUCCAGGAAUGGACUUCUACCGUAUGUAUCAAAGAAACGCUCUUAGAAACGGUCACGUUUGUACAGUUGAACAAGAUCAAAUUCAAACAUUUGAUAACGCAAUAAUUGAAAAUCAAGAAAUUGGAAACUGUUGGUACACCAUGUUCCAAUAUGAUCCAGCAAGAUAUUCGUUACGUAAACAACAAAACAGAAAUCAAGAACCAUUAGAUAUUUCAGUUCUUGUCCGUCAAACAAGUGAAAAGAAUGAUGAAAAAGAAAUCACAAUUGUUGUUGCCCAAUCUGAAGGUGAAGAUCAUGUUAUUCAUUUAUCACCAUCUGGUGGCUCAUCAUAUAAACUUAAAGUAAAUGGAAAUGAAGAAAAACUUUCUGAAUCAAAACCAGUUCAACAAUUUGAUAACGAUGCUGAUGUAAAUGACCAACCAGCUGUUGAAAUAACUUCUUUACCAUCAAAUGACAUUAAAAUUAAGAUCCGCGAACAAAUGAGAGUAUACUAUAACGGACAAACUAUUCGUGUACAUGCAGAUGAACCAAGCUACAGAAAUAAUACCUUAGGUUUAUGUGGUAAUCUUAAUGGAGAACAAGUUGAUGAUCGUAUGACACCAAAACGUUGUGUUUUAAGAAAUGAAAAACAUUUCGCAGCAUCUUGGGCCAUCACUGAUAAUCAAUGUAACUCAAAAAUAGUUGAACGUCAUAACCAAGCUCAACAAGCUCGUUGUACUGAAAUGCAAUUCUCUAGCGGAAAUGCUAUCAAAACAAAUUCAAAAACAGGAAAAUGGAAUUGGGAUGAUUUGUCUGCAUCAUCAAGCUCAUCAAGCUCAUCUAGUAGCAGUAGCAGCAGUAGCAGCAGCAGCAGCUCAUCUUCAUCUUCUGAAAGUGGUAAUAGCUCAUCAUCAGAAAAUUCCUCUUCAUCUUCAUCUCAACAAAACAACAGCAAAUCACAGGGACAUAACAAAAAGCAUGGAAAAAACAACAAAAACAAAAACAAUCAAAACUGUAAUUUAAGACAACAAAUGCAAGUUGUUGAAUCUAAAGAUCAAACAUGUUUCACAUUGAAAAAGAUUCCAACAUGUCCAAGCCACUGUGAAACCGGUAAUAAAGAAAGAAGACAAUAUUCAGUAUACUGCCGUGACCGUAAUGAUUCUGUUGCACGCAUGUAUGCUCAACAAAUUCGUAAAGGUGCCAACCCAGAUUUGGGUGCUAAAGAAGCUACCAAGCAAUUAACAUUCAAUGUACCAAUGGAAUGUGUGGCAAGAAAUUGAAGAAAUUCAAUUAAAUGGAUCACAAUUGGAGACCAAUAACAGCGAACUAUCAUAAACUUUUAUCAAAUGUUUUAUUUUUAUUUUCUUCUAUUUAGUUCUUUAAGCGCAUACCCAAAAAAAAUGUAAAAAAAAAAAUUAAAAUAAAAUAAAUUAUUCGAACA
Condylostylus longicornis is the source of this 6287-nucleotide messenger RNA. Its product is annotated as vitellogenin-A1-like. Gene Ontology annotation, molecular function: lipid carrier activity. Gene Ontology annotation, biological process: lipid transport. The record is from RefSeq and is a predicted model, not a curated record. The coding region runs from base 19 to 6126 and encodes 2035 amino acids. NCBI's taxonomy places the organism in Eukaryota, Metazoa, Arthropoda, Insecta, Diptera, Dolichopodidae. The transcript is spliced from 3 exons.